Molecule: messenger RNA, 1194 nt
Organism: Anarrhichthys ocellatus (wolf-eel)
Lineage: Eukaryota; Metazoa; Chordata; Actinopteri; Perciformes; Anarhichadidae
Gene: cldnf
Product: claudin f
Exons: 1
Coding region: 57-812 (251 amino acids)
Cellular component (GO): membrane; bicellular tight junction
Molecular function (GO): structural molecule activity
Source: RefSeq, a predicted model, not a curated record
CCAGACCCGUGCGCUGAAACUCUCUUCUCUCCUGCUGCAGACGAAGUCUAUUCACCAUGGGGAGGAUUGGCAAGGAGGUGGCAGGUCAGGUCAUAAGCUUCAUAGGCUUCGUUGGGGUGGCGGUGACCACUGGGAUCCCCAUGUGGAGAGUGACCUCCUUCAUUGGAGCCAACAUCGUGACGGGACAGGUUAUUUGGGACGGCCUGUGGAUGAACUGCGUGAUGCAGAGCACCGGGCAGAUGCAGUGCAGGCUGAACGAGUCUCUUAUGAGUCUGACCAGGGACCUGCAAGCCGCCCGAGCCCUGGUCAUCAUCUCCCUCAUCUUCGGCUUCAUCGGCAUCCUGCUCACCUUCGUCGGGGCCAAGUGCACCGGCUGCCUGGAAAAGGAUUCUUCAAAGGCCAAGGUGGUGAUCAUAGGCGGCUGUCUCAUCAUUGUUUCUGCCGUCCUAGUCCUGAUCCCCGUCUGCUGGUCCGCAGCCAUCACCAUCACAGACUUUCAGAACCCCUUGACCAUUGGGUCACAGAGGAGGGAACUUGGAGCCUCAAUCUACAUCGGCUGGGCCUCUGCUGCGCUACUUCUGAUCGGUGGGAUCACCCUAACCACGUCCUGCCCUCCUCAAAGGGCCACGUCUGGAUACCCAGGGUACCCACCAGCACCGAUGUACCCUUACGCAGGCCCAGGGCUAAACCCGGCAGCGUAUGGCCCUGUGUAUGCGCCUGCAUCCAGCCAACCGUACACAGGCACUGGGACAUAUUUACCUAGCAAACCUUUUGCAGCACCAUCCGCAUACUCUGGUAGACAAUACCUCUAAAACCUGCCUGGACAGAAGGAGGAUGAAGACUGAGAUUUCUGCCAGCAUGACUUCAGUAAAUUGUUAUGCCUUUAUUAAGUAAAAUUGCAUCAAAAUACUCAUUGUAUUUCUAAAGCAUGGUAUAUAUUCCAAUGCAUUGUUUGGAUGUAUAAUGAAGCCACUCAAACAAGCCCUGUGACCUUUUUGGAUAUUGUCAAUCUGUCAUGAAAUGUUUUCUCUUUUGGAUUGAUUCUGUGCUCUAAAGUAGAAAUCCUCUCACUUUAUGAAGUCUUGAUGUCAGAUGAAUAUUAUGUCAACAUGGCUGUGUGCACUGAAAGUUGCAUUGUUUUUCACUGUUUCCAGCAAGUCACUGUCCAUAUAUUUAUUUUCUUCUCACGCAGAG